AUGAGACCCGAAAAAGGAUUUUACAAGUCCACCCUCAUCAAGAAAAGGAUGGUGGUGGUGCUCAUGAUACAUGGAGAAAUGCGACAGCAGGGCUGGCCUGGACUGGACUGGAACAGGACAAAACUAUACAGGAUUGACAGGAAAGAUGAAAUUUCUCAUAAGCUAAUGUUAGGUGUUCAAAACCACACAUGCAUGCGGCCUAUCAGGAUCUUUGCUACAGCAGGUUAA
Molecule: messenger RNA, 228 nt
Organism: Prunus armeniaca (apricot)
Lineage: Eukaryota; Viridiplantae; Streptophyta; Magnoliopsida; Rosales; Rosaceae
Source: the annotation of a GenBank genome assembly